UCUUUUCCCUAGUAUUCAUUUCAUUCGUUGUGGUGAGAAAUCAAAAUUGUGACAAUGAAAAAGGCUGGAGCAGUACUCUUUAUUGUUAUGAUUCAGAUGGCAACCACCAUGCCACUAAUAAUGGCGUCGACUCUUAAUAAUACUUCUUCUGGCAAAUGCCCACUUGACGCUUUGAAGCUGGGAGCCUGUGUUGAUGUGCUUAGUGGCCUUGUGCACGUGGGAAUUGGAGAUCCUGUAGUAAACCAGUGCUGCCCUGUGAUUCAGGGAGUUUUGGGAUUAGAGGCAGCACUGUGUUUAUGCACAACCAUCAGGGCCAAGCUUCUGAACCUUAAUAUCCUUCUUCCAGUGGCACUCGAGCUUAUUAUAGGCUGUGGAAAGACUGUUCCUAAAGGCUUCAAAUGCCCUUCUCAGUAACCUUCUUAUCACUGCUAAAAGUAUUCCUACCUAUUCUAUAUUUAUUAGCUAUGGAUUUCAGUGUGUGUUAGCUGAAUCAAAAAGUUUGAAGGGUGACGCUUUGCAACAGAAUGUCGACCUCGUGUAUUUGAGGUUUGUCAAGAAUCAUGUAACUGCAAACAUAGUAAACGUUGAAAUGCCUUAGAUGGUACUUGUUAUUAUUGAAUGAAGUGGCGACAUAAUAACUAUUCGCCUAGGCUUGUCUAAUAAAAUUUUUUAAUGUCUUUU
This is a messenger RNA of Cryptomeria japonica (Japanese cedar), 681 nucleotides long. Its product is annotated as 36.4 kDa proline-rich protein. Bases 55 to 414 code for a protein of 119 amino acids. Lineage: Eukaryota; Viridiplantae; Streptophyta; Pinopsida; Cupressales; Cupressaceae. The record is from RefSeq and is a predicted model, not a curated record. The transcript has a single exon.